This is a messenger RNA of Polypterus senegalus (gray bichir), 1727 nucleotides long. It is a transcript of the gene enpp6, whose product is annotated as ectonucleotide pyrophosphatase/phosphodiesterase 6. NCBI's taxonomy places the organism in Eukaryota, Metazoa, Chordata, Cladistia, Polypteriformes, Polypteridae. The record is from RefSeq and is a predicted model, not a curated record. The transcript has 8 exons. Bases 71 to 1390 code for a protein of 439 amino acids.
CAUACGCAGCUGAUUUCGUCCCCACCAAGCCAGACUGCUCGAGCCGAGCGGAGCAAGGGACAGCGGCGACAUGAGAGCUGACGGCUUUGUCUUGGUGCUCCUCGCUUACCUGGCGGGAUCAUGCCUGGCGAGAACCAAACUUCUCGUACUUCUUCUUGAUGGCUUUCGCUACGAUUACAUCAACGCCAAAGAAUUAGAAUCACUGCCAGGCUUUCUGGAGAUUGCUGAAGCAGGAGUGAAAGUGGAUUACAUGACGCCCGACUUCCCUAGCCUCUCUUAUCCUAACUACUACACACUCAUGACAGGACGACACUGUGAAGUACAUCAGAUGACGGGUAAUUAUAUGUGGGACCAGGAAACAGACAAGUCUUUUGAUAUUGGAACCAAUGAAGAUAGCCGUUUACCGAUGUGGUGGAAUGGAUCAGAGCCAUUGUGGGUAACAAUGGAGAAAAAAAAGAGACCAGUUUUCAUGUACUAUUGGCCAGGUUGUGAGGUUGAAAUUCUAAAAGUAAAACCAACUUUCUGUGAAAAAUACUACAAUUAUCCUUCUGAUGAAGAUUUCUCAACUGCUAUUGAUAAAGCAAUUGAAGUCUUAAGCAAAGACACUGCAGACAUGGCAGGAGUUUACUAUGAAAGAAUUGAUGUUGAAGGACACCACUAUGGCCCUUGGUCAACUGAAAGGAAAAUUGCCUUAAAAAAUUUAGACAGUGCUCUGAAGAAAAUGACUGAACAAAUCAAGAAAAUGAAACUUGAAAAUGACAUCAAUGUUAUACUGUUUUCGGAUCAUGGCAUGACAGACAUUCAGUGGAAACAAAAAGUUAUUGAAUUGAAAACAUACAUAAAUAUGUCAGAUAUCAUGAAAAUGAUGGACAGAGGACCUGUUGUGAACCUGUGGCCCCAAACUGGAAAAACUGAGAAAAUAUACAACAGUCUGAAAGAAGCAAAAAAUAUGCAAGUAUAUAAAAAAGAGGACAUUCCUGAGCGAUUUUAUUACAAGAAAGGAAAAUAUGUGUCUCCGCUGACACUAGUUGCAGAACCAGGAUGGUUUAUUACUGAGAGUAUGGAAAAGCUGCCUUAUUGGAAAAACUCUACUGGAGAAGCUACAGGGUGGCAACAUGGCUGGCAUGGUUAUGACAAUGAAUUCAUGGACAUGAGAGGAAUCUUCUUGGCUUAUGGGCCAGAUUUCAAACAGGGUUACAAGGCUGGCCCAAUCAGAUCUGUGGAUGUUUACAACAUUAUGUGCAAUGUAUUGGGAAUUGACCCUUUGCCAAACAAUGGAUCCUGGUCAAGAGUUGAAUGUAUGUUUAGAAAUACAGCAAACUUAGCAAGAGUAUCUAUGAUGGAAAGAUGUUUUUUAGCAGUAGCAUUAAUCUUAUUGAUGUUGACAUGAAAUGUCAUCUUAUCACAUUCUUACAAUAUUUUAUCCUCUUUAAUUUUUAUGCUUUCAUACUGUAUUUACCAGGAUGACUAGUAUGAAUGUAUUUUUAAAUUUGUAUUUCACUUUGAAGUAAUAUUUACACAAUGUCAUAGUUCUACUUGGGUUAAAUACAACUCACAAGGAUGGAGUGAACUUAACAAAGUGGUAAUGAUUGCAGUGGCAACAUCACAUUGGAAGGUAUUUUGCUACAAAUGAAAUUCCACUUUAGUAAUAAUACAAACAUUGUUAAUAUGUGGUUUUAAAGUUCAUUUUAUAAAAUUAAUAAAUUUUAUCAGCUUUUUUCCAUUUA